GAGUUGCCGUAAACUAGACGUGUACUUGCUGCAUUAUUGUUAUGUAGUUUCAUCAGAAUCGGGAAAUGCGUGUGUUUACAACCUCACACAGAACUCAUCUAUAACUAGUGUCUGUCAUUCGACUCACUUUUAACCGUUACUAAUGUUUUCAAGGCAUAAUGUCGUCAGAUUUAAUGUUAGAUUUCGUAAAUCAGUCGAUGAUGAAUAAGGAAACAGAGGAUAUUUCCAUCGAUCAGGAUGGAGAGUGGGAUAUCAGUUUGUUUGAUGAGCUGGAGGAUCUUGGGGAUGCUGAUGAUCUUCUGGAGGCGUUGGUGGAGAGUGUAGGCUAUGACACCUCUGUUCCUGACCUGAACUUUGACAUUGAGCACCCAUUGUGGAGUAGCCCUCGAUCAGAUGGUGAUGUAACUGUGGACUCACUGUCACCAAACCAUACGCUCAGUUCAGUGUCCUCACCAGCAUCAGUGGAGCCCCACUCACCGUACUCCACACAUGAUGAGGCACUAUCUCCAGUCUCCUGGUAUUCUCAGCCCUCUCCACUGUCUGUCUGUUCUGACUCGAGUGGUUUUGCUGAGGCACCCACUGAGAAGAAACCUACCAAGAGGACCAAUCAGACAAAAGCAAAGCCUCUCCAACCACUGAAGAGACCCAUUCAGGUUAGCCCCAAGGUUUCCAUUCAGCCUAAACCACUCAUUACCACAGUGCCCAUCGGCCAUGCUGCAGCCCCGCUUCAGACUAAGACCAUCAUCAUCCAACCUCUCCAGACUACUGUUCUGCCUGUGGUGAAACCUUCACCUGUCACUAUUCAGCCAGCGCCCCCUACAGGUCAACAAAUGCUGCUAUCUCAGCCCACUCAGGUUGUCCAGCUUCAGACGCCUCAGGCAGUGCCCACGCGUGUCGUCACUGUGCCAGCGCUGGCUCAGGACAGAUCCAUCUCUGUUGUUGCCCCGGUAACAGCAUCUCCUGUGGUCACCAUGACACUGCAGAAUUCCACCCCUGAGGAUGAUUCAAGUGCUUCUCGGAGACAACAGCGCAUGAUAAAGAACAGAGAGUCUGCCUCUCUCUCCCGGAAGAAGAAAAAGGAGUAUUUGCUGACGCUGGAGGCCCGUCUGAAGGUGGCGCUUUCAGAGAACGAGAAGCUGAAGAAUGAAAACGGCACAUUGAAAAGACAAGUGGAAGGCCUUAUGAGUGAGAACUCCGUGCUGAAAGCAACAGCUCCAAAACGGAGAGCUGUGUGUCUUAUGGCGGUCCUGGUCUUCUUGGUCUUCAACUUGGGUUCAAUGAGUCUGCUUGGAGGAGACAGAGGGUCUACGUUUCCUGCUGCCCCUGGGUUCAAUGGCAGACACCUGCUGGGCUUUUCUCCAGAGUCAGAGAAAAACUUUGAUUCAGACAAGCCUCAGACUGAUACAUUUAACCCUGUGAACAGGUUGGAGGAUGUGGAAUCAGAGCAGAAGGCUCUGAUGGUAGUCAAGGAUCCUCUAUAUUUCAGAACUCCACCCCCCUGCCAGCCACCCGUCAACAGGACCAAGUGCAUGAAGAUAGCACAUGAGCUGAGAGGCUGGGUACAUCGUCAUGAGGUUGAGCGGACCAAAACCCGCCGCAUGAGCAACACUCAAAACAGAGGCAGAACCAUCCCGAAAGCAGCAGAUAAACAGGCUGAGGUACCACAGAUAAUGACACAGAUCCAGUACACGGAUUCAACUGAAAAGAUUCCCAGCAGCGAGCUGCAGGUGUACUAUGCCCCACGCCGCACCUACAAUGACUUCUUUGAUGAACUCAACAGAAGAGGGGACACAUUCUACGUGAUCUCUUUCCGCCGGGAUCACCUCCUUCUUCCUGCCACCAAUCACAAUAAAGGCAGCCGCCCCAAGAUGUCUGUGAUCCUGCCAGCUAUGAAUUACAAUGAGAGCGUCAUAAAAGACAAAGAGUUUGAGGUGAUGAUGCAGAUCGACUGUGAGGUCAUGGACACCAGGAUCCUCCACAUCAAGUCGUCUAGUAUUCCACCCAUCUUGCGGGUCAAUCAGACGGACACAGGCACUUUCUAUCACGCGGCCCCGAGCAACAACCAGCCCGCGGCCCCAGUUGGAGUCCUCAUGGGUUCUUCUUAGUCCCAGCAAUCCACUAACCACAAAAAAUUAAUCGAUUUGUUGUGAGUUAGCCAGUUUUCCAACCAUCUAUUUGGUUACAUAAUAAGCCUCUCUAUUUCUUUUCUUUUUUGUGACUUUCUAUUCUAAGAUCUUGGUAAUCUUCUACAAAGAUCCUCAAGAUAUUUGAUCAGCAAUUCCUCUUGAAGUCACCUCUUCAAAAUGCAUCUAAUGGGCCAUUUAGUACUAAUGAAAGUCUUUAUUCCAUUGUUUCCAGAGACUGUUACACAUCUAUCAUCAAAGGCAUCUACAUUUACAUUUAUGUAUUUGACUGAAGUGCAUUCAAGAUAUACAUGUCUUUUCAGUUUGUGUGUGCCCUAGAAAUUGAACCCACAACCUUAGUGUUGUUGGUGCCAUACACUGCCAACAGGAGCAUUCAUCUACCAAAUCUCCCAAACCAAAGUGCGAUCAGGCUCGAUUAUUGAAUUCUUCUCUGCUGUAUGUGGUAGCUGUCAGGGACUUGUCUUUGAUUUAGUUUGCACUGUGCUUAUUUUGUUUAUAAAAUUGAUUGAAAUAUUUAUGAAGAUUUGUUCCAAGCUUGCUUGGUGCACCUUUAAUGGUCAUAUUCAGCUGACUAUUCUUCAAUAUCCUCAAACGUGAGUUUUGUUUUUUGCUUUAUGACGUAACUAUUGAAUAGAAAAGUCUGUGACGUUUUGUAUAAUUUGCUUGCAUUUUUCAUUCUUCUGAUUCUUGACAGUGAUAAAUGUAUCAACAACAAAAAGUGUAAAAGAAGAUACAGUAUUUAGAUAAUACUUCUGUCUUAUGUUUAGUCUUUGAAGGUUAAUCAUUUUAGACUAAUUCUAAUUGGAAUAGCAGUUUGGGGUUAGGGUUCAGGCUACAUCUGUCAGUUCUUUUUAAUAUAUUUUAUGCCCUCGUGUUUAUCUUAGUGGCUUGAUCGCACUUUAAAUGAGGUGUACUUGAGAUUAAUUCAGUUGUAAACAUAACUACAGUUAAUUUGAAGUUUUAGAAGAGACACAAAUUAUUAAUGCUAAUAUUUUACCUCAUCUGUCCUUGUACACUAUGUAUUUGUCUCUAUUAUUCUGGCCUAUGUAGACGUUUGCUCUUUUCUUGUUUAGGAUGCCAUAGUCAGUUGUCAUUUUGAAAGUAGUGUGCUCAUUAGCUUGUCCAACCUGUUGUCACUUUCAAAUAACCAUUCCCCUUCAAAGACAAACUUGCAUAUGCCGACCAAUCACCAUUAGAACUCCUCUAAGGGGGGAGGUGUAGGAUUCUUCAUAAUUUGAAUUUCACAGAUUUAUAAAAACUCAGGUGAAGCUUUGUUCUCCAAAUGUGAAUGAUUUAUUAGAGUAUUUUAGGGAGAAAAUAUAUCACAUUUCAACCUUAGCAUUGCAGUAGAAAUGUCUCUGUUGUGUUCCUAAUUGGUUUGAAACAUGAGUUAAUAGUCUUUGAUUUCAUCAAAUCCUUUUUUCCCUUUGAGCAAUGUUUUUAUGUUUAAUAAAUUUUCUGUAUUUUUGGAAACUUUUUGUUUGUUUGUUCACGCAGUGAAAGAAAUGAAAGCAAUUUUGUAACAAUGCAAAGUAAUAAACACUGGACUCAA
Molecule: messenger RNA, 3696 nt
Organism: Megalobrama amblycephala (Wuchang bream)
Lineage: Eukaryota; Metazoa; Chordata; Actinopteri; Cypriniformes; Xenocyprididae
Gene: atf6
Product: activating transcription factor 6
Exons: 16
Coding region: 159-2105 (648 amino acids)
Biological process (GO): regulation of transcription by RNA polymerase II; endoplasmic reticulum unfolded protein response
Cellular component (GO): nucleus
Molecular function (GO): RNA polymerase II cis-regulatory region sequence-specific DNA binding; DNA-binding transcription factor activity, RNA polymerase II-specific
Source: RefSeq, a predicted model, not a curated record